Molecule: messenger RNA, 1095 nt
Organism: Clonostachys solani
Lineage: Eukaryota; Fungi; Ascomycota; Sordariomycetes; Hypocreales; Bionectriaceae
Source: the annotation of a GenBank genome assembly
AUGGAGGCAUCUACCACCAGUUCCAUUCCCGGGUCCGGCAGCAGCCCGGAACAUGUUCAAUCGGCAGCAGCUGAUGCUGAGCGGAAGCACCGGAAGAAGGUACAGAAUCGGAUGAACCAGCGGGCGCGCAGAGACAGGAUGAGAGGAAACCAGUCGAAAAGGGUCAUCAGCUCGUCAAAAUUCGAGACGAGCCGCUGGAGGAUAGAUGAGUUUGAACUCCUCGAAGCACCUGAGCCAAUGCAUGCCACCCAAGAAAAGAAGAAAGCAAAGCGCACCAAGAUUCAUAACCGCAAAAAUGGUAAUGAAUUGAUUCUACCUAAAAAAGGUGCCAUCCAGCUCCCCUCGGUAUUCCACAGCCUGAGCCUCGCUCAAGUUGAGCAACAUGCGCCACAGUUUGGACGAUGGGCGAGACCACAAUCAGCGAUGCUGGGCGCAUCUCCCUGCUCAGAUCAACUAUUAAACCUUGUCAAUUACAACACAUUCAGAGGAUUGUUUAUCAAUAAGGCCCUGCUAGCUACCCUUUCUGAGCAUUUCCCCCCAGGGAGCAAUACAGCUGUCAACAUCAUGAAGGGCCUCCCUGGCCAGGCCACUGUUUUUCCAUCAUCACCUGAUAUUCCCACAUCUCUCGUUCCAACACGACAACAGAUGAGAGUCCCCCAUGCGACGUGGAUGGAUUUCAUUCCAUUCCCCCAAAUGCGUGAUAACCUGAUCAGGCAUAAUGAAGAGUUCGACCAUAGGCAGUUCAUCAGAGAUAUGGUUGGGGAUUUACUCGACGAAUUAUAUUUCUUGAGGCCAAGCGUCAAAACAAGCCCUCGUGGCAUCCACAAGAUUACACUCCAGGAUGGCCUCGACGAUCAGAUCACAACAACAAGAAAUGGGCUGAUUAUCUGGGGUGACCCUCAUAUACAGGACAGUUGGGAGGCCACGCCAGGGUUCUUUGAAAGAUGGGGUUGGGUGCUAGAGGGGUGCGGUGAGAUAGUCAAGUCUACCAAUUAUUGGAGGUUAUUACGAAAUGAGGCACCAAUCAUACCGGGUCUUUAUAGAAAGGAGGAGGAAUAUACACCUGGCAGAAUUAUCAACGUUGAUGAUCAAUAG